Messenger RNA from Hemibagrus wyckioides, 3769 nucleotides. It is a transcript of the gene bcl2l11, whose product is annotated as BCL2 like 11. The record is from RefSeq and is a predicted model, not a curated record. The transcript has 5 exons. NCBI's taxonomy places the organism in Eukaryota, Metazoa, Chordata, Actinopteri, Siluriformes, Bagridae. Bases 962 to 1639 code for a protein of 225 amino acids.
AUGACACACAGGAUUGCGUCGUUUUCACACGUCUUUAGAUGAAGCCGCUUGAUAAAUCUUUCUUCAGAUCCGAUAACUUUUCUACCACCAAGAAGCUCUAAGUAAAUAUAAUUAAGCAAUAAAGGGAGCAUAGUUUCAUAUUUUUGCGUGCAGAUCCAAAUUCAUUUCAUCUCAUGGAUUAUUUUGAACGUUUUAUUGCAGUUAAGGGAUUUUAAUAUUGCUUAUCAAAAGUACCAAAAAAAAAUCGCUGGGCUUUAAUGGAUAAAGCCGACAAAGCGGCGCGGUCUGUUCGCACCAGCACGCGCCUCUGCAAGACAUCUAUCUCAGAGAUAAAACUCCAGAAUGGAUUUUUAUUUAUAAUAAUAAUAAUAAUGAUGAUGAUAAUAAUUAAAAAAAGCCCCUGUUGGUCUGCCGCUUGAGCAUGCUGAAUUAUUUAGCCGUGUUGUGGAAAACACAGGAGAGCACCUGUUUGUUGUUGUUUUGCUCUCUGUUGCCCACGCACGAGCGCUUGAUCAAAGUAGUCGGGAUGGCAAAGUAUUCGGUUUUAGCCUGAUAAACUACACAGAACUGCAAACAAGAUUAACCACAUAUAACUUUGACGCAAACACCUAUCAAAUCACCAUGAUAUGGAAAAAGCACAAGCUACAAAAUAGACUUAUUUAUGUAUAUUCGAAACUACAUUAUGUGGAUGCUUGACUAUAUUUUUUUUCGCUUAUUUGCGAGGGGCAACUGCUCAAAGUUGAGCCACUAGGAGGAGCUCAAUAUUUCCACAAAAACUUUAUUUGUGGAUGAUUUUUUUGUUUGGCUUCUAGACUGCCAGUCAACUAAGCGGUAAUCCAAUCGUUUGUGAUGCCGAGGACACGCGUUUCCGUCUCGCGCUUCGUGCCGCUUUUACUCGCAAGUCCUUCUCGAGCGCCGCCGGAUUCCGUCACUUCGCCGUGUGCACGAGCCAGCUCUCCUAAUGUUUACAGCAGUUUGGAACAUUCCGCAGCGUGGAAUCAACUGUACACUACAUUACCCACGGCAAAACCGGGCCGAUGGCCCAGCCUUCUUAAAGGAGCAGGGGGAAUGCGGAGAGAGCGCCUCCCGGGCCGAGCCGUGUGAGAGCCCUCAGCCGAGCGAAUUGGAAGUGUUUUUUAGGGGAGGGAUCGCGGUGCCGAAUAGCCGUGUGGCUUACCAGACAAGGUCGCCUGUGUUCCGAACCCUCUCCAGGUCGUCGAGUGGAUAUUUUUCGUUCGACAGCGAGCCGAGCUCCCCGCUUAUCACCCAUAGCACAGCCACUCAGACCCCGAGUCCGUCUAGUCAAGUGAUAACUCACGCCCUGCAGCGCAUUUCAGAAGCGCGAGGCGACGCGCAGAAUCAUGACAGGGUGAAAUACUAUUUGUUCUGGAAAGACAGCAACCAGGAGCAAGAUAAAGACAACAGGAAAAAGAAUUAUGGCCAGCUCUCUAUAACCACUAUCCACCCCACGGAGCAGCAUCUGCGGGGGACAUGCAAGCGGAGUUGCACCGUUCCAUUGGGCGAGAGUUGCAGCGCAUCGGCGAUGAAUUUAACCAGCUUUAUUUCCGCCAGGCAGAAAGAAACGGCGGUGCAGCCCCUCAACAGGCUCAGAACGAGCCGGCCAUCAUGGUGUGGGUAGGGAUCCUGAUCGGACGGCUGUUACAGUUCUUCCUGAGACAAAGAUGAUGGACAGAGAGAGUACCCAGCAGACAAGUAGCACAUGACUGUAGAUAUGUAUAUACACCCCAUCAGAAACUGUGCCCUUUCUCUCUCUCUCUCUCUCUCUCUCUCUCUCACUAUGAGAGCUUCUGUAUCUCUAUCAGGGGCACACCGACGACUUUGACAUUCCCUGUCCGGAGGAGGAUUUGGAUCUGGAUGUGCUGGAAUUGGGUGGGGAAUUCUGGGAUUUAACUUGGAGUCAAAGACAGCUUUGUUUCCUGCAUGAACAUGGAAAGCUGAGCCAUUAAAACACUGGGUCGAGAAGGUGGCGAGGCCUCUCUCUCCCUCUGUCUGUCUCUCUCUCUCACUCUCUCUCUCUCUCUCUCUGUCUGUGGAGGGUGUUUUGUGAAGAAACGUCCAAAACGUGCCUUCAUGGCCCCAGUGCUCUAAUCUUUCCCUUUCAGUGCCUGUUCGCUGUUUCUUUCUUUUUUAUUUGUGUAUAUCUUUUAUCCCUCUUUUGUUCUGUAUUUAUUUGUAUUUAAUUUGUGUUUUGUUUUAAAUGGAAGUGGAUUAGUUAGCGGUAAUGCUGCAGUUCUGUCUGUCCUUCUUUACUGACUCGAAAUUUGCACUUCUGUUCGACUCAUCACAUGAUGUUACACGAAAUGAUUUCGAUAAUCAUUUAUUGCCUGAAGAUCUCGGUGGAAACAAGGAAAUGUGCGACUGGUUAUCAGCAGCUUAUGAAAGCUACAGAAACACACCAGGUCACACACUGAGUGACCUCUUGGCAGAGGGACAACCGGCCUGUACUACGGGUGCGAUUUUCACACUGUUAUUCGCCAGAGAAACGUUAGCCUUGGCUCAAUGCCUUUUCACGUUUUGAGGCCAAGUGAUCUAAUACUGACGAAAUACACACUUUCACGAGGCAGCCUUUUUUUUUCCUUUUGUGAAAAUGAAUGAAAGCCGAGCAAGUGGAAUGUCUACACACCGACAAGACAGACAGGCUUCCACUUCAAAGUGAUUUUAAUGCAAUUUUUAUUUUUAAACAAAUGAAUGGUUUUAAUUGUUUGAAAUUUGGCCCAUGGUGAAAUGUAAUGAAAGCAAGGUUUAUUAAUACACAUGCGGUUGGUCAGCUGUGGUUACAUUGGCCAUUUCAUCGUGGGUGGUACGUCCACAUUUUGUGUGUGUGUGAGAGUGUGUGUGUAUGUGAGUGAGUGAGAUUAAAGCUAUUCAGGGGAUUUUCAAGCGAGGUUUUAUUUUCUUGCUGACCAAGAACAGUCUUAAUCACCAAGUCUAAAUUCAAGAACCAUGAUUUAAUGAUGUCAUAAAAAUAGCCUCAGUGACUCAGGGGAUUUUAUACCUGUGGAGAAACAAAAUGGACUUCCUUCAUGAUCCAGUCCAUGGCUUUAACCUGCACCUCCCCAAACCAUUUUUUUAUGCAUUGCCAUUUCCCCAGUAUUGCAUCGAGACCUGCAUUCUUGGCACUUAACAACUGAUAUGUUAAUCAUGUUAAAUACGUUAACUGAUGUUAAUAGACAUCCCACAAUCCACUUGUUAAAAUGCAGUUAUGUGCAACUGAUUUGUGUCAUGAUUCAUUUUUAAACAUUUCUUUCAGUCACAAUUGAAUUUCCUGUCACAAGCCGUUUACCUUUAACAAGCCACAAGUUUACCUUUAACUGUUCCAUGUUUCUCAGUCAAACCAAAGAACUUGUUCCAACAUACUGUACGUAACAGUUGAACUUUGCAGUGGGUUUUUUUGAUAUGUAUGCCUUGUAUACACUCAACCAUGUAAAGAUUGGGAUAGAAUCAAUCUCCCGGUAUCAGAAAUGUCAUAUAGUUCACGUUAAAAUGUUUCUGCACCCUCCUCCCUCCCCUUUUAUUUCCACUGAACAAACAUUUUUCAUUUUCUACAUUCCAGUUCACUGGAUUUUUAACUAGAUUCCGUCUCAUUACCUGCAAAUUAACUGAUCCACCUCGCAGACCCAGUACAUUUGUAGCAAAAUGUCUUUCUUUGAUUCUCUUUUUUUUAUUUUGUUGUUUGCACUGAAUCUUAGCUCUGCUGAACUUGUGCAAUACUGCUGUAAAUAAAAGCUUCUUUUUUCAUCUUUCUAAA